AUGCUGUCUGGCGUCCUUCUUUUCAACUUGAAAGGUGAAAACCUCAUCUUUCGCAGCUUCCGAAAUGAUUGUCGCCCUCGCCUUGCCGAUGUGUUCCGCAUUCAAGUCAUCAGCGCUCGGGAAACCCGGUCGCCGAUCCUGACGCUCGGAAGCACUACUUUUAGCCAUGUCAAGCACGAGAACAUCUACCUCGUGGCUAUUACCAAGAGCAAUGCGAACGCUGCUCUCGUCUUUGAGUUCCUCUACCGCCUUAUCCAGCUCGGGCGGGGCUACUUUGGCAAGUUUGACGAGGAGGCCGUCAAGAACAACUUUGUGCUUGUCUACGAGCUGCUAGACGAGAUUGUCGACUUUGGAUACCCUCAAAACACCGAAACAGACACGCUCAAGAUGUACAUUACGACUGAAGGCGUCAAGUCCGAGCACCGCCCCGAAGAUUCGGCCAAGAUCACAAUGCAAGCUACCGGCGCCUUGUCAUGGCGCAAAGCAGACGUCAAGUACCGCAAGAACGAGGCAUUUGUCGAUGUUAUUGAAGACGUCAACCUCUUGAUGUCUGCUGCUGGGGCCGUGCUGCGCGCCGACGUCACGGGUCAGAUCGUCAUGCGCGCAUACCUUUCCGGAACACCCGAGUGCAAGUUUGGCCUGAAUGACCGACUGCUUCUCGACGGCGACGGCAUGAUGAGUCUGCCGUCCGGCAACCGCAUGGGCACCAAGGCUACCAAGGCGGCAGCUGGCAGCGUCACGCUCGAGGACUGCCAGUUCCACCAGUGCGUCAAGCUCGGCAAAUUCGACUCGGACCGAAUCAUCAGCUUCGUGCCUCCCGACGGCGAAUUCGAGCUUAUGCGCUACCGCGCCACCGAGAACGUGAACCUGCCCUUCAAGGUCCAUGCCAUCGUCAACGAGAUUGGCAAGACAAAGGUUGAAUACAGCAUCGGUGUCAAGGCUAACUUUGGCCCCAAACUCUUUGCUACCAACGUCAUCGUCCGCAUCCCCACACCGCUCAACACAGCUCGCAUAACAGAACGUUGCACACAAGGCAAAGCGAAGUAUGAGCCGUCCGAGAACCAUAUCAUAUGGAAGAUUGGUCGAUUUGCCGGCCAAUCGGAAUAUGUCCUGUCUGCCGAGGCCGAGCUCACAAGCAUGACCAGCCAAAAGGCCUGGAGCCGGCCGCCUUUGAGCAUGAACUUCAGCCUGCUCAUGUUUACCAGUAGCGGUCUGUUGGUGCGAUAUCUCAAGGUAUUUGAGAAGAGCAACUACAGUAGUGUCAAGUGGGUGCGGUACUUGAGCAGGGCUGGAAGCUACGAAAUAAGAUUUUGA
Molecule: messenger RNA, 1314 nt
Organism: Pyricularia pennisetigena
Lineage: Eukaryota; Fungi; Ascomycota; Sordariomycetes; Magnaporthales; Pyriculariaceae
Exons: 2
Coding region: 1-1314 (437 amino acids)
Biological process (GO): clathrin-dependent endocytosis; intracellular protein transport
Cellular component (GO): cytoplasmic vesicle; AP-2 adaptor complex
Molecular function (GO): clathrin-cargo adaptor activity
Source: RefSeq, a predicted model, not a curated record